CAAUAACAUAUAGGACAGUUACAUUGGUAUGUGUUGAGUUGUUGACACUUUUUAUUUUGGGAUUUUGGUAUUGGUGAUUUUUGGAAAAUGGUUUCGGUGUGGAGUGGAAUAUUUAGAAAAGCGUGAAUGAUCAAUGAAACAUUGGCACCAUGAAUUACUUAAACGUGGACUCUGCUACGGCAUCGAAAAGUGCAGAUGGUAAAGAUGAAACAAACAAUGAAGACCUCGAAGUGGAUAAUUCGAAGAGUGUGCUGUUCAAGAUAGCAACACUGUAUGCGGAACAGUUGAUGAGUGACUUGGUGCUGGAAGUGGCAGGCGUGGGGUACCCGGCCCACAGGCUUAUAUUGUGCGCCAGCAGUGAAGUGUUUCAGGUAAUGUUAAUGAAUCGUGAAUGGAGCGAGUGGCGUGAGAGCCGCAUAGUGCUGCAGGAGACCCCCACAGCUGCUUCUGUGUUUCCGCACUUUCUCAAAUACUUCUACACGGGGCAGAUCAAGAUCUCGCAUCAGACUGUGCUGCCUGUGCUUUCGCUUGCUGACAAAUACAAUGUUAAAGAUCUAGUCACACUAUGCCUGGGCUACAUGUCACAGCACAUUCCUCAGGCAGCGAGACGAGGCCACCUCAUUGCUUGGAUGCAGUAUACCAUGGCAUGUGGACACGAUGAUGUUGCUAAGGCGUGCCAGAACUACGUGAAAUGGAACCUCGAGUGUAUCCACGACAGCGAGCUGGCGGAGCUGGAGGACGACACGCUUCUGCUGCUGCUGCAGCACAGCGACCUCGUGCUGCACAACGAGAUGACGCUCUACCAUUUCGUGGUUCGUUGGCUCAACAAACAACGCAAGAGGUUAAACACGAGUGAACUAAGCGAAAACGAACUCAAGAUGCACUGGGACUCGCUAGUUACUACUGUGUUCUCUCAUGUCAGAUUUCCUAUGAUGUGUCCCAAUCAACUAGCGAAGUUGUUGCUAUGUCCGUUGACGCAGGAACACAAAGAGUUCUUUAUGGAGAGAAUGGCGGUAGCCAUGAGUUAUCAGUCAGGUCAAUAUGAAAGGAUAAAAGAGAUCCAGCAAACGGAAGCCGGUCGGAUGCUCUUCACCCCCCGGCUUUACACGGAAGAUACGUGGGGCACGGUGCUCGCGGUGGACAAUUUCCACUCCCUGCCGUGCUACCACACUAGGACCUUCAUCUUUUCCACCAAACCCUCGAUCGCGGAUGUGGCCACGGACAAACUGACCGAGUGGACUGUGGACCUGUAUCCCAAAGGGGUUUGGUUUAGGAAAAGCAUGCUCAUUGUAUGGGCUGGAACUUAUGAUGUUCCCGAAGUGGUCCUGCGCACGGUGCGGAUAUCUAUCACGUGCCAGAACUGUCCGGAGCAGGGCGACGAGGACCGCGACUACAACGACUACUACGAGCCGGACGUCCGGGUCAAGAUAGGCAUCCUGUUGUGGGGCGUGCAGGACGGAGUGGAGCACGUCACCUCCGUCGUAGAGAGAGUGCAUCGCUUCUCCGCCCAGAACAGAGUGCUGAAUAUAGACGGCGCACUAGACUUUGACGAGCUAAAUACCCCGCUGUACACGCCGGCCGCAUCCGAGCUCUCCACGUCCACCGCCGGCUCGCCCGGCGCCAAGGGGAGCGGACGCUGUCCAAAGUGCUCGGAUAGCUACGAAGCGCCUGAGACGAGGCAUCUUUUUGGACCCCUUCGUGAUCAAUUACGGAUACAAGUAGUGAUAGUACCUCUAAACGACUUUUGCCACGUCGGCGUUCCCGACGCGCGCGUGUGACCACUCACCACGUGCAGGACUGACUGACUGUGGAGUACUGACUAACUGACUGGAGAGGCUAAGAUUUCGCGUUUUUGGCGUUGUGCGUCCAAACGACUUGAACUCCUGUCAUGUAACUGGACCUAAGGCUGUAAUCUAUAGGGCGCACUUAGACUUAAAACAGAGUUUUUUAAUGUUUGUCCUAUAUUUCUUCUGACAUGAUGUUGGACACUUUUGAUAACUGACAUGGCUUAAUUUUUUUUCAUUGUCUUGCUCUCUUCGACAAGAAAAUGUGACAGACUAUCUUUGCAUAAAGCUGUCUCUAUUCAACUCCGUCUUAACUGUGGGCUAAGUCAAUGUACGCUAUAGAUCUCAGACUAAGGCUGAAAUCUAUAGUGCGCACUUUGACUUUGCUUAGAUUUAAGUUUCAGUUAAAACGAGACAGAUUUAUGCCAGCGAUAUAACGCUGUCUCGUUUUAACAGUGUCUUAAGUAUGAGCAAAGUCAAAGUACGCUAUAGAUCUCAGACUAAGAAUCCUAAGGUUAUCUUAAAGAUAGUUAUUGAUGCUUGACUUCAAAAUAAAAACAUUUAUUGUGUUGUUUUGAAUUUGAGGUGUUAAAGCUUUGUUGUAUUGAAUGUUGUAAGUAUUGUUUCAUUUAUCUUAAAGUUAGGUUUGGUUUGUUUACUAUCACCCUACGAUAUCUAAAGAAAUGUAACUCUCAUACAUUGGUACUGAUUCUGAUCCCAACUAAAAGAGUAACUAGUGGGAACACUGCCGAUGGGAGUUGAUCUUUUAAUGCACUCUACUUUUUAAACAAUUAGGUUCAUGAGUGCCACGAGGUUUGACAGUUCUAAAUUAAAUUAUGUUUGUCUGUCCUUUUCAUAAUACAUUAGUAAGAAGAGGAUGCGAAUGUUCUAAUAUUUAGUUGUGUUCAGAAUAAGUACCAA
Molecule: messenger RNA, 2705 nt
Organism: Maniola jurtina (meadow brown)
Lineage: Eukaryota; Metazoa; Arthropoda; Insecta; Lepidoptera; Nymphalidae
Gene: Tango10
Product: BTB/POZ domain-containing protein 17
Exons: 14
Coding region: 150-1778 (542 amino acids)
Molecular function (GO): protein binding
Source: RefSeq, a predicted model, not a curated record